Cordyceps militaris CM01 is the source of this 1287-nucleotide messenger RNA. RefSeq lists its product as uncharacterized. The coding region runs from base 1 to 1287 and encodes 428 amino acids. The record is from RefSeq and is a predicted model, not a curated record. The transcript has a single exon. NCBI's taxonomy places the organism in Eukaryota, Fungi, Ascomycota, Sordariomycetes, Hypocreales, Cordycipitaceae.
AUGCCUUUCGACAAUAAUGUUCCUAAGCAUAGACCCCUGUAUUGCUGGUACGCCCCGAAAAGGCUGGCGCAGUCGUUUGCCGACAUCAACGCGCCGCGGUGGUUCAUCGAAGCCGCUGCCAAUGGCGGACCUUGGUACCAGUGGUCACCUGAGAUUCAAGUGUAUUUCCACAAUACUUUUGACAGAUGCCUUGAUAUCAUGAAAUCUACUGCAGCUAGCAGCACAUACCAGGCACGCAGAGAUUGUCGUGCUUGGUACACCGCCACGACACCCAACAACAGAUACCUCUUCGGCCGCGAGCUGAGAAACAAAGUUUUACAGUGCGAAAGGUGUGGGCUGUUCUACGACCACAAACUUCGCAUGAUCACACGCGCUCCCUGGCUUCCUAUUGUUCAAAUGUCUUUCGCUUUCUGUCCCGCCAACGGAAAUAACAGAUGCAACCAAGACCAACGCCCCGAUUGGAUCCGAGGAUUGGACAACAUCGAUAAACACUACGAAAACGUUAUUCUCGAGACAAUGCGCGCCUUGAGUAGGCUAAAUCCCGACAGUUUGAUCCGCUCUGUCCUUCCGAACGAGGCAACACCUGCCUUACUACCUGAAGGCGGCCUAUCUGAACUGAGGCGUGGUUACAAAGCGCUUCGCGUGCUCUGGAUCCGUGCAUUCACCGGCCCGAAGCCAGUGACGCCUAAGAAGGCUUGGAAGUACGCCCCUGAUGUGCCCACACCGGUGGAAGCGCCAGUGGGGAGGCAGGUUCCCGCGCACAUUGCCGAGAAAUAUCGCUCCCUUGGCAGUCCAUCACACUGGGGAGACAUUGACUACGAUCUCCAACUACUGGACGAGAGCCUGAUUAAUGAAGAGGAUCUGACCUACUUGUACGGAAUGCACGUGGAUGCGCUUCGUUGGAUCACGGCUCACGAUUGGGAACUGGAGAGAGAGCUGCUCAACGCAUAUGCCGGAAUGCGUCAGCGUGUCGACGAGGACCACUACCGGUUAAUGCGGAUUGCUUGCCAGCGUGCGAACACGGCAAUGGAGCGGGUUUUGGCAACCAAGAAUGCGGGACUCAAAAUCACUGAUGGGUUUGAACAUCUAUACGCCUUCAACGGUGUGCGUUUCCGCGAGCUUCUCAGCGCCCUGUGUGCAGACUUGGAAACCCACCGGUCCGGCAACCGCGCCCUCGACAAGCCAGUGUGGGCGGAUGCCUGGAAAAACGCGACGGUCUCUCACAAAGGACAGCGCGUGUAUGCGCCUCAGGUCACAGGACUUCGGGGUUUCAGGGCUUCAAAAUAG